AUGUUUCAAGCUAAAAUUCCAACCACGACUGCCACAGGCCAUGAUUCUGCCUGUAGUCCUGCAGCAAGUGUGGUUCAGAGGUCAAAGUCCUUCAGUAUGAAGCCUGCUGUUAAAGAACUCUGCUCAUCCUGUCAGACGACUGUGUACCCUAUGGAGAGACUAGUCGCCGACAAGCACAUCUUCCACAACAGAUGCUUCUGCUGUAAGCACUGCAGUACCAAGCUGAGCCUUGGCUCCUACGCUGCCCUCCAUGGUGAAUUUUACUGCAAACCUCACUUCCAGCAACUCUUCAAGAGCAAAGGAAACUACGACGAAGGAUUUGGACGCCGCCCUCACAAGGAUCUCUGGACCCACAAGGAACAAGAGGCUCCUGGUGAUAAAGCUCCUUGA
Molecule: messenger RNA, 390 nt
Organism: Staurois parvus
Lineage: Eukaryota; Metazoa; Chordata; Amphibia; Anura; Ranidae
Source: the annotation of a GenBank genome assembly